Coffea eugenioides is the source of this 2156-nucleotide messenger RNA. RefSeq lists its product as uncharacterized. The transcript has 8 exons. The record is from RefSeq and is a predicted model, not a curated record. Lineage: Eukaryota; Viridiplantae; Streptophyta; Magnoliopsida; Gentianales; Rubiaceae. The coding region runs from base 62 to 1954 and encodes 630 amino acids.
CGGACUCCGGAGUGAUGGUCAUGGAAUUAGGGUUUGUUACAAGUCCGACGAGCAAGCAAUCAUGAGAAGACAGUCAACUGCUCGAACAUUCAAAACCAAUCCUAAAAACCGAGCGACGAUCCCGAAACCUCCAUUAAACGUAGCCGCCAUUUCUGAAAAUCGCGGAUCCAUCGACCAAAAUGUCUCAGAUAUGAACAAGGCGAAGAGAGUGAAAUUCACGCUUCCUGAACAGACCCAGCCGCCGAGAACUGAUGCUCCAAAGACCUCAGAAUUUGCAUUUUUUAAGAAAUUGAAGGAGGACAUUGGCGGUUAUUAUUCUCGCCCGCUGCAUAAAGAUGGUACUUAUCAACCGAAGGCUUCAACAGCGAAUGAUCGAAACAGCACAGAUACUUCCACCCCUCCGAACAUGCUCAAAUAUGCUGAUAGAAACCUGAGAUCUUCGCUUCGAUCAGAAAGUGAAAGACCAAUUGGCCAAUUCUCAUUCCUCUCACCACCAAUGCAUGCUGAACCUAAUGAUGUCUAUGGACUAAAUAGUAGAGAAGAUGAAUUCAAAGGGAUCAAACAGAGGUCCUCCUUUGCUUGCACUAAUGUUACACCUGACGGUAAAAAUUUGGUGCUCUCUCCCUUUGCCAGGGCAUCAAAUCACUCAGGGAAUCAGAAUGCUGGCACUGGAAUUUUUUCAAUCAAGAGACAGAAAUUACGUCAAUUGGUUGCAGAUACAUUUCCCGUAGUUGGACAAUGCAGUUCUAACUGGUUUGACUUGGCUUCUGUACUGCUCAAUCGCCUCCUUCCUAAUGGCAACAAGAAAGCGCGCUGCCAAGAAGGGGUGCUUGACACCAAUUAUAGGUUAGCUGCUGUCCCUGGAUUAGAUGCUGAAGAGGAAAUUCAGACAAGAAAUACAACUGAAUUUGAAUAUACAUCACGUUGGACUGAUUAUUUUCCCGAAUAUUGGUCUGGCCAUCCACCAGACAGUGUUCUCUCUAAGUGGGAUGUCAGCGCUUCCAACAUUCCUUUAAUAGGAUGCAAUGCAGAAACUUAUUUCCUCGAUGAAAAGGUGAAUUUGAAUCGUUGUUUCGAUGAUAAAGCUAUGAAAAGUUUGUUCAGAGCUAGAGAUCCAUCUUGUUGCCUGUCUUCUCAUAAUUAUGAAUCUGUUAGUUCUGAUCAUUUGCAAGAAUUGGACGGAGUCCAUAAUUCUAAUGAACCUCGGAGAAGAGAACCACGAAGUCUUUUGCUUCGCUGGGAUGUAGACGAGGAGAAAGAGCCGACCUUUUGUUCGGCAGUGGCAACAUCGUCAGGUGUUGCUUACCAGCAGACAUUUGAUGAUAGCCUUGAUGCAACUAAUAUUGAAAAUACAUCUAUUUUGUGUUCAGAUUAUACUCUGGCGUCCAAUUUGUUGUCAUGUACUCAUUCAACCGGUGCUCACUGGCAUGAAAAUCAAAGGGAUCGUCAAGAAAAUUAUGCAGUUGUAGCAGCCAACCAGUUCCGAUCAUUUAACCCACAGGAUUUUAUUAUGGCACAACAUCGGGAUACUUGUGUCCUUCUCGAGGAGCAAAUUAUUGGCCUCGAUUGCCAAGAGGAAUCCGGCAGGAAGGAUCAUUCUGAAGCACUCCUAUUUUCUGGAGGAUGGAACUAUGAUUUAGGAUGGGAACGCUCAUCAUUGAGCGAGUUCUAUGGCAAAGACCGUUCAUCUCACAGUCGCAUUUUUCACUUUCCUUUCGAAAAAGGUAUAAAUUCAUUUGACAUUGAGGAGGGCCGUUUAUACAGCCCAAAACAAAGAAAAGCCAUUGCUACUUUUUCAGAGGGUGCGUUUGAUAUUCCGAAUUGGUUCUCUGCUAAUUUACACGCGCCUCUUGGCAAACUGCUGGGCCACUCACUGCUGCUGGAUAAUUCAGGCAGAGUUAGAUCAGAAGAGGAGAUUAAUUUUGAUGAUGAUAACCAAUGGAAAUCUUCCUGAAGAUCUCCGCUCAGCUCAGUGGGCCCUCGUGUUUUUAGUAAGAUCAUUUCAAUAAGAGAAUUUUGUGGAUUGCUAGCUAAUGAAGGUAGGUAAUUCUUGAUUGAUAGUUGCAUUGUUCAUUGACGGUCAUAAUGUUGUGGACCAAGGAUCAUAAAGCUACCAUUAAAACUGACGUAAUGCCAUGCUUAGGUCUCUCAACGUC